CUCUCUCUCUCUCUCUCUGUCUCUCUCGCCCCGCACGUUAUUCCAAUCGACUCUUCCCCCUCAGGGCCUUACCCUUCCCUUUGUCAGUAUAUUAUUUAUCAGUUCAGACUUCCAGCCGGCUCUCGCAUCGCUUCUCUUCAUUUUCUUCGACACACCAUCCGCUUCUCUUCUCACUUUGAUCCGACACACAAACUCUCAUCGGCCGCAACCGGAGAUAUGUCCGCUGCACGAUCGCCACAACCGUCGUCUUCCUCCUGAGAGACUCUGUGAUCUGGAAUCCGGAAGAAAGCUCUGAAGCACACUCUUGCGGCCGCUUCCAACGCUAGAUCGUCAGGAAAAGCGCCGUCCCUUGAUUUCUCCUCAGGACAAGCAUGGCGGCCACCACCAAGAGUAUCGAUGGAGACGGCGGCGGCGGCGGCGGCGCCGACGAUCGUGUCAUGGCCGCCGCGCAGCAGAUCCUCAAGAGCCUCAACGCUCCCAAGGAAGUCCGCGAGGACAUGCUGCUGAUACUCUCCAGCUUCGACAAUCGCCUCUCCAAGAUCACCGAUCUAAUCAACACCUCCUCGGCCGUCCAGGACCGCUUCGAAUCCGCCGAGAAGGUCAUCCUCCGCUGGGACGCCACCUCGAGCUCUCUCCCCUGGGAGGACUCCCCGGACGAGGCGGCCGAGUACCUGUCCGCCCUCGACGAGAUUCUCCAGCUCUGGGAGAGCCUCUCCGUUCAGAACGAUAAGGACUUGGUUGACCGAGCUGAUACUGCCAUCCAGCUCGCCAUGACGCGUCUGGAGGACGAGUUCCGCCACAUCCUUGUCCGCAACACAGUCCCCCUGGAUGCUGACCGUCUCUACAGCUCGAUCCAAAGGGUUUCGCUCUCUUUUGCUUCCCACGAUGGGGAGAUCAGCGAGGAGUUCGAGAGUUUUGGUGAGGUGGGCAAUGGAACCGGCUCGUGCUUUCACGAGCGGGGAGGUAGUUUGGGCGGCGAUGUGUCAGUGGAUUUGAUAAAUCCCGAUGCAGUGGCAGAAUUGAGAGACAUCGCAGAGAGGAUGAAUCGGUCUGGGUAUGAGAAGGAGUGCAGCCAGGCAUACAGUAGUGUCCGACGCGAAGCCUUGGACGAGUGUUUAGCGGUUCUUGGGGUUGAGAAGCUGAGUAUAGAGGAAGUUCAGAAGAUUGAAUGGAGAGAUUUGGAUGAGAAGAUGAAGAAGUGGGUGCAGGCCGUCAAAAUCACGGUUAGGGUAUUGCUGGCUUGUGAGAAGGGGCUCUGCGAUCAGGUAUUUAUGGGAUCCGAUCACAUAAAGGAUAUCUGCUUUAAUGAGGCUGCAAAAUGCUGUUUGUUGCAAUUGUUGAAUUUUGGGGAGGCAGUUUCGAUUGGGGUUAGGUCACCGGAGAAGCUCUUUAGGAUAUUAGAUAUGUAUGAUGCCCUUAGGGAUGCGUUGCCCGAGCUGCGGGCGAUGGUCACCGAUGAUUUUUUGCUUCGGGAGGCCGAAGGUGUGUUACAUACGCUUGGAGAGGCUGCAAGGGGAACAUUCGCAGAGUUUGAGAAUGCUGUGAAGCGCGAAACUUCUCGGAAACCUAUGCUGUUUGGUGAGAUUCAUCCAUUGACUCGUUAUGUAAUGAAUUACCUGAAGCUCCUCGUGGUUUAUAGCGAGACUCUGAACUCGCUUUUGGAGGGCGGUGAGGAUGAGCUCGAUAGUCUCAGAGAUGAUGCCGAUAAUGAUAAACGACAACUAGAGUCCAUGUCUCCACUGGCACGGCACUUGUUAUCGCUGAUAUCGUCUUUGGAGUCAAACCUCGAGGAGAAAUCGAGACUCUAUGAGGAUGUUGCAAUGCAGUAUGUCUUCCUGAUGAAUAAUAUCUUGUACAUCGUGCAAAAAGUGAAAGACUCUGAGCUUCGGAGUCACUUGGGGGACACUUGGAUUCGCAAGCACCGUUCCCAGGUGCGUCAAUAUGCCACGAGUUAUCUGAGAGCUUCUUGGAGUAAGGCUUUGUCUUGUUUGAAGGAUGAGGGCCUUGGUGGGAGUGCAAGCAAUGCCUCGAGGGUGGCUUUGAAGGAGAGGUUUAAGAAUUUCAAUGCAUGCUUUGAGGAAAUUUAUCGGGUCCAGACAGCCUGGAAGGUCCCUGAUGAGCAGCUAAGAGAUGAGCUUCGAAUAUCCAUAUCCGAGAGAGUGAUCCCAGCAUACCGUUCGUUUGUUGGUCGGUUCCGGAGUCAGCUCGAGAGCGGGAGAAACGUCGGGAAGUACAUUAAGUACACGCCUGAGGAUCUGGAGAAUCACGUUCUGGAUUUGUUCGAAGGGACACCUGGUGUCUUGCAUCAUUUAAGGAGAAAAAGUUCGUAGCAUGUAACAGUGUGAGUACUGAGGCAGAGAGGGACCUGUGAAGCCAUUCACAUGUUGAUGAUAUAAGUUAAUGGAGAUCGAAAUUAUAUUUUUGGCGUUUUUAAACAUCAUAAACACAGGUUUUUGUUAUGCUAUUGUAUGGUUUACAGGUAUAUGUAUGGUGUACAUGUAUGAAUUACGAUAUCUCGGCCAUGUCAUGGUCCAUGUAUAUUAAUUAUAUAUGUUUUUACAGCCAGCUUUGGAGUGAUA
Messenger RNA from Punica granatum (pomegranate), 2579 nucleotides. The record is from RefSeq and is a predicted model, not a curated record. NCBI's taxonomy places the organism in Eukaryota, Viridiplantae, Streptophyta, Magnoliopsida, Myrtales, Lythraceae.